UUCUCAGUGGUUCAGUGGUGCAGCUAACAUAGACAGAUGCGCAGCUAUUUCAACAUAUUUCGCCUGCUGCUCCUGCUGCUGCUCCUCCUCUGCCUCGUGGGGCAGCUGCGUGCGGCGCCUGUGGGCGAGCAUGUCGAUCAUGCCGGCUGCAUACGUGUGACGAUCAUUAAACGCCCGUUGACCACGCCUACAACCACAACAACAACAACGACAACAACAACCGCCGCUACAACUGGGCCCGCAGUGCCACCUGGCUAAGGCAAAAUGU
This is a messenger RNA of Drosophila navojoa, 268 nucleotides long. RefSeq lists its product as uncharacterized. The record is from RefSeq and is a predicted model, not a curated record. Lineage: Eukaryota; Metazoa; Arthropoda; Insecta; Diptera; Drosophilidae.